ACAGAAAAAUAACCUGAACUUUCACGAAUCCCUUUUUUCCACCUCUCUCGCCCUUCAGAAAUCACAGAGAAAAUCACCAACGAAGCAAUGCACAGAUUCCUGAAGUACGUUUUCAGACUUCUCACCCUGGCGACAUUGUUGUAUCUAUGUCGCGUUGGCAAGUUCCUGGAUCUUUACGUUGAUGCGAAUAACCGUUCUUUGUUAGCGGCUGGAGAGAGAAAUCAGGGUGAGCUGCCUGGAAGGGUUUUUCAUCAAGGACAACUUUAUGCUUUGAGGAAAAUCCAGUUGAGCACCAAAGAGAGGCAGAAUCGCCCAGGACUCCGCAUGUUAUCGCGCCUGUAUGCUCACCGUCCGGCAGUCGAGGCCAAGUACUCCUCGACUGCGCCCGACCUGAUGCCUUUUGUCGAGACGCUGAAGCAAGAUUUAACUGUGAAAGGAGUGACUAAGGAUCCCUGGGCUUUGGCAAGGGAGUGGGCCAGUUCCAAGUCCCUGGUGCCCAAAUCGGCUCCUGGCUUGGGAGACAUCUUGGCUGCCAUGACCACCGCCCCGAUCACAGCCGCAGACAUCUGUAACGCAGGAACGCAGGUCAAGAUUUUGCUGAAGCUUCAAGGCGACCAGAAAGUUCUGUUUAAACCAAUAAGCUAUCCUCCCACAAAAGUCCUCUUCGGCAAGAACAGGGGAUCGGAUCGACACUACGGGGAAAUCGCUGCUUUUUACCUUGGGAGAUUACUGGGUCUUGAGACGUUACCUGCUGUCGUAGGUCGCAAGAUCCUCCUGACAGAGGAGGUCAUUCCUGUGUCAUCGCCAAAACUUGCGGAAACGUUUUACACCAAUGAACAGAACAAGACUUGCCUUCAUGCCAGGUGUCGUCGUUGCAAGUCUGGGAGGAUUAGCUGUUCCAGAGAGGGUGACUUGAUGGAAGGCGCUGUUAUCAUGUGGCUGCCUGAGCAUUUGCGUGUCUCGGAGAAGAGCUAUGUAUGGCAACAUUAUUACAAGAGGAAGGAGCUUCUGCAAUGGGAAACAGAUGAAAAUUUCUGCAAAGUGGUCUUACACAGCGAUCAAGGGAAAAUAAUCCUGGAUUUAAUCGACAUGUCCGUCCUCGACUUCCUGAUACAGAACGCCGACAGACACCAUUACCUACAGGAUACUAGGGAUCCCAAUGCGUCCAUAAUACUGGUCGACCAAGGCAAAAGUUUUGGGAAUCCAUAUGUUGAUUAUAUGGAUAUCUUGGCUUCGCUGUUACAAUGCUGCAGGAUCCGGGCGGCGACGCGCGCGCGGCUGGUCCUGCUGAGCGGCGGCGGGCUGUCCCGGGCCCUGAGGGAGCUCCUGGGCCUCGACCCGCUCGCCCCCGUGCUCGCCGACGCCCACCUCCGCGCCCUGGACCGCCGCCUCGCGCACGUCCUCGCCGCCCUCAGCGCCUGCAGCGAGAAGAAGGGUGGAUGGCACAACGUGCUUUUCUGAAUCUCUCUCUCUCUCUCUCUACCACGUUACCAAGGCACUGCAAGAACAGAUUGAUCGCGAUGAGUGUGAAAAUCCUUUUCCUUACCAUUUUCAUUUCUCUGGCAACUUCACAUGCUUCAUAUUCUUCUCUAUUUAUAAUUCCUAUUUGAUUUUUACUGUUAUUAUCACAAAAUACUAAGAUAUUUACAUUCACUCGACGAAACCAACUUUCAAUAAAAAAGUAAAUAUAAGUAAAAAAAUAAACGAGAUAUUCUUA
Molecule: messenger RNA, 1717 nt
Organism: Penaeus monodon (black tiger shrimp)
Lineage: Eukaryota; Metazoa; Arthropoda; Malacostraca; Decapoda; Penaeidae
Product: glycosaminoglycan xylosylkinase-like
Exons: 8
Coding region: 88-1461 (457 amino acids)
Biological process (GO): protein phosphorylation
Cellular component (GO): Golgi apparatus
Molecular function (GO): phosphotransferase activity, alcohol group as acceptor
Source: RefSeq, a predicted model, not a curated record